Messenger RNA from Pyrenophora tritici-repentis Pt-1C-BFP, 327 nucleotides. NCBI's taxonomy places the organism in Eukaryota, Fungi, Ascomycota, Dothideomycetes, Pleosporales, Pleosporaceae. The record is from RefSeq and is a predicted model, not a curated record.
AUGAGCCUGUGCACGCAAGGAGAUUAUGUGGCGUCAUCGGCAUGCAAAACAGCGUCCGCUUUUGGUUUCGGUAUGAUCGGAGUUUGUGCAUACGCCACGAAAGGAGAUGGCUCCUUCCUCGGGUUCAAGGUCAAACCUGUCGCCGCAGCAGGUACCGCUAUCCACUUCAUGGCGUAUGCUGGGUUAUCUGGCGACCCUCUGAACCUUAAGUGGGCGGGACGACGGAGAAGAGGUGGUGUUCACCGAUGCUCCGUGCUGUUGGGGUUACUUUCGCUCCCUGUGGAAAAGAUCCUCAUUGAGAUACAUCUAGUCGCAUUCGGAUUGUAA